Messenger RNA from Elgaria multicarinata webbii, 3097 nucleotides. It is a transcript of the gene SMOC2, whose product is annotated as SPARC related modular calcium binding 2. The record is from RefSeq and is a predicted model, not a curated record. Lineage: Eukaryota; Metazoa; Chordata; Lepidosauria; Squamata; Anguidae. Gene Ontology annotation, molecular function: protein binding; extracellular matrix binding; calcium ion binding. Gene Ontology annotation, biological process: extracellular matrix organization. Bases 1 to 1350 code for a protein of 449 amino acids. The transcript is spliced from 13 exons. Gene Ontology annotation, cellular component: basement membrane.
AUGCUGCUGCUGCUGCCUCUUUGGCUGCUGCUGCCGGAGCUGGUGCUCCUGGUGCCGGCGCAGAAGUUCUCCGCGCUCACGUUUUUAAGAGUGGAGCAAGACAAGGACAAAGAAUGCAGCGUGGAAUGUGCGGGAUCCUCUCAGAAGUCUUUGUGUGCUUCCGAUGGCAGGACCUUCCUGUCCCGGUGUGAAUUUCUACGAGCCAAAUGCAAAGAUCCUCAGCUAGAAAUCGCCCACAAGGGCAACUGCAAAGAUGUUUCAAGAUGUGUGGCAGAGAGGAAGUACACUCAAGAACAAGCACGCAAGGAGUUCCAGCAAGUGUUUAUUCCAGAAUGCAAUGAUGACGGCACUUACAGCCAGGUACAAUGCCACAGUUACACAGGCUACUGUUGGUGCGUCACCCCUAAUGGUCGUCCAAUCAGUGGUACAGCUGUAGCACAUAAAACUCCACGUUGCCCAGGUUCUCUAAAUGAAAAGCUACCACAACGUGAAGGUACAGGAAAAACAGAUGAUGCCUCUGCUCCUGCACUGGAGACUCAGCCCCAAGGGGAUGAAGAAGAUAUAGCUUCUCGUUACCCCACAUUAUGGACUGAGCAAGUAAAAAGCAGACAGAACAAGACCAACAAAAAUUCUGCAGCAUCAUCCUGCGACCAAGAACUUCAGUCAGCAUUAGAAGAAGCUAAACAACCCCAAAAAGACAAUGUGUUCAUUCCCGAGUGUGCUAAUGGUGGCCUUUACAAGCCAGUGCAGUGCCAUCCUUCCACAGGAUAUUGCUGGUGUGUCCUUGUCGAUACAGGACGCCCAAUCCCUGGUACAUCAACAAGAUAUGAACAGCCCAAGUGUGAUAACGGUGCCAGAGCUCAUCCAAGCAAAACAAAAGAUUUGUUCAAAGGGCGCCAGCUUCAAGGUUGUCCCGGAGCCAAGAAGAACGAGUUCCUGACCAGUGUUCUGGAUGCACUCUCCACAGAUAUGGUACAUGCAGUCUCCGAUCCUGCAGCAUCUUCCACCAGGCAUUCAGAACCAGAUCCAAAUCACACCCUGGAGGAGAGAGUUGUCCAUUGGUAUUUUAAACAACUGGAUAAAAAUAGUAGCGGUGACAUUGGCAAAAAAGAAAUCAAACCAUUUAAGAGAUUCCUGAGGAAAAAGUCGAAGCCCAAGAAAUGUGUGAAAAAGUUUGUGGAAUACUGUGAUGUGAAUAACGACAAAUCCUUAACAGUUCCAGAACUAAUGGGUUGCCUGGGUGUAACAAAAGAAGACAACAAAGCAGACACAAAAAAAUGCCAUACUCCAAAAAAUAAUGCCGAAAGCACCACUUCCAAUAGGCAGCAAACUUCAAAGAAACAAGGUUGAACACUUCAUAUCCAAGGCAGAUCUCUCGGACAUGUGGGAGACUUCUUUACCAAAAGGCAAUAAGAAACAAAAACAACCGUAGUAUUUGCACUUUGUACUUUAAAUGUAAAUUCACUUUGUAGAAAUGAGAUAUUUAAACAGACAUUAAAAAAAAUCUGUGAAAAUGUAGUAACAGCUUGUUUUAAACAAUUAUCACAUACAAUGUAUGUGUCUUUUGUUGUUGUCUGAAAUCUGUACGUGUUGGAGGUGUAAAAGUUUGCAUUUAAUCUGUUUUUGAAAGAAUAAUGUUCUGUCAGACAUUAACAUAGAAAAUAGCCUGGUAGUAUUUUUCUUGUCAGUAGUACCGCUUGUUUUCUGCAUAACUAUUAAUAAAGUUAAUGGGGUUAUACUGAAAACCAGCUUGAUUUGAAGUCUGCUGUUACUCACAAUGUUACUUAAUCUGUGUUUGAGGUUGCAUGUUCCUAAAUCCAAAUAAAGGAUUGGAAAUUGACGUUGCCUUCUUAGGCACCUUAUAUAAGCACAGAGGCUUUUCUCUGGUGGUUAGGGUAUUGUUGUUUUCCAAAACUUGUGUUGGCUUUCUCCAGAGCACAAUUCUACAUCAAGAAUGCAACCACUAAUGGAUUUUUUUAAAAAACGAAAUAAAACAAAAAAAAACUUUUAUCUUUUUGUAUUUAGAUUCUUGUAGAACUUUUUUCCUUUUUUAUUUUUAGAAGACAUCAGUAUAAUAUAUGUUUAUUUUAUUUUCAAUUCCUUUUUCAAUUUUUGGAUGGUUUAGUCAGCCAACAAACUGACAGGAAGUUCAUUGUGUCACUCAAAAGUGAUCCUGCCAAGCCCUUGAAUAGGCAUAAUAAGGCAAUAAAGGGGCACAUUUGUUCAGUAUUGUAAAUCUAAUUAUAAGGAGACAAAGAAGGCAAAGCAGGCUUGUCAGUCUUUACUGUUCCUUACACUUGGCUGGGUUGUGAUAUGUGACUCGCAGUGCCCCAGGAUCUACAAAGGUAAAACUAUCACUUGAACAAAUUAUGAACAGUUAUGGUUAGGAGAUGCAAUCAGUGCAAGCUCACCCUUAAGGCAUCCUUCUUGCCAUCUGGGAGAUGUUCUUACAAGUUUUCAUACCUUUCUUAUCAUUCAGAGGUAGGUUGUUGUUGUUUUCACCCCUUUCCUGGAAUGCCUUGAGGGAGCAAGAACUUGCAGAUGUGAACUUCACAGCAAAAGAUUUGAAAGAACAAAAAUAAUAAUAAUAAAGAACUUUAGUCUUUGGACAGCAAUAAAUUAUCAGCAGCCAGGGAGAUCAAUGCACAGGGUAGACAGAUUGUGGAUGUAAAAAAAAUACAAAAUAGAAAAUGGUGAAGUGGACCAUUGGAAUUGUAAUAAUGAACAGUGAUCUCUUUAGUUCAUUAAAACAAGACAUGCUGAACAAUGUGUAGAAUAACUGUUGGCAAACAUGUUCUGACUCAGCCUGUGUUGCAUUUAUAUCUGCAUAUAUAGCUGCAUGAUAAUAUGCUGCUGGAUGACUUUGUCUACAAUGAAAUUGAGAGAAAGAAAAAGAAAAGGCUUGUGGAAUUGAGCAAAAGAAAUAAAAAGUCUGCAGCCAGAGCAGAAGGGAACAAAAAUGCUAAUGUAUGCUUAUCUUUGUUAAAAGGAAAAACAAAAAACAUUUUUUUACUCAGAAUGUAUUUGAUAACUUUUUAUAAUGCUAAACUAUGAAUUUAAUCUGUUUAGAUUAAAAUGUAGUCUGCUAUGAAACUUA